CUUUGACCCCUUUGGUUCUUCAUCAAAAACCUCACCAAUAAAUAAGGCUUCUCCUCGACAUCACGGAUCCACAUCCCCUUUGGCCGCCAUGGACCCCCAUGGCCCCAUCAGCCAGCACCCCUUCGACGACAUUGAUCCCAUCCGGCCCCUGAGGCGCCACCCCCUCGACACCAUCGCCUCAAAGGGACCAAACCUGUCGACAUCAUCUCUUACCCAGGAGACGACGCAUCCCCCUCCGCCGUCGAGUGACUCCUCAUCGAGCGCCAGCAGUACCUCGUACUCUCAGUCGCACCCGCAGCCUCAUACUUCUCAUCCUAUCGCGACAGUGAACACCCACAGCACUCCCACCAUCGCCAGCAGCACCAGCAGCGCCAGCAGCAGACAGCCCCAUCACAGCCAUAGCCAUAACCAACACCACGGCAGCCACCACCAAGUGUACUCUCCUUUCGCUCCACCGGUCGCCCCGCUUCAGAUAUCAGCAUCAAGUCUCGCCACCAGUGCCGCUGCCCGCUUCAGCCAGGCUUUCUCGCCUCUGCUAUCGGCUCGACGAAAAUCCACUGCCAUUGAGAUACCCUCAACACCGGACAAGCACAAAACCUUUUCUUACGGACUGUCCAGCUCCGUCCACACCAGUCCAGGAUCGUUCCAGGGCCUCACGGAAGGACGAGGCUUGACCAGCCACAGCCAGGAACACUUGAGCUUCACUGGGGCCCAUCAUCUGCAGCAUCCCAGCAGUAGUAGCAGCAACAACUCGUCACAUUUUGAAAGCAACCUCAGCAAGAUUACGUCCUUCAGCUCUCCUCGGUCCUCCAAUCGAUCCCGAAAGACGCACCCCGGAGGGAUCGCACACGUUCCCGAGGAGUCGAGCUACGGAUCGUUUGUUACUCCACCCCAUACCGCGACGGCGUUCCAUGCUGGACUUGCAUCGCAUUUUGGAAUGGGAUCCUCAAGUAGCCAAAGCCGCGAUUAUCAUGACACGGGGCACAAAGAAGGCAAAGGAAGCAUCGUCGGUAGUGGAUCAUCGUCAGUUGAGAAGGCGCUCAAAAAAGCCAAGGUAUUCCUGGACGAAAAGGCAAAGCCGAAAGCUCGUGCCAACUCGCUGUGGGCCUUCAUUGAUGUUACCUUCGAGUUCGACCAGGCGAAAUUUUUCCAGGAGCAUGCAGAUCAAGUCUUUACUGUCACGCACGACUCGUUCUGGCACCAAGUCGACAAGUUCAAGCUAAAGCCAGAUCGCAACAACGCCCUGCAGAGCAAGGAGGUCCUCGCGGUUCAAAAGACACUGCUUCUCCUUCGUCUCAUCUUCUUGUAUCUGCCUGACAGGAUGAAGAAUGGCUGGCACAGACGACCAAUUGCAAACAUGUUGGCGCAGGUUCUAUGUCACAAGAAUCACCCUCGCGUUCGCAUCUUUGGAUUUCGAUUGCUUCUUCUCUGGAUCAAUGAUCAGACGGUCGAAUACCCCGAGGCAAUAUAUCUAUUUUCCAACGCCAUCUCGCUCGACCUUUUCAUGUACGACGGAGAAGACCUGUCAGUCGACCAUGCAAACUCAUCCCAGACGAGACUGCCAGUGUUGAGCACAGGAAGUUCCGGGCGAAGAAGUGCAAGGCAGGUGUCUCAGUACUUUGAGUUGGCACACCUGAACCUCAACCAGGAGCUAUUGCAGUCCGAUGGUCCACCAAUCUGUCCCAGUCCAUCACCUCCGACCUUCCAGGAUAGCAUUCAGCUCUUUCAAAUUUUCCUUGGCAACAUCGUCCGUAUGUCGUAUGUAGCGGCAGGAUCAACACCCCCAGCAGGAGAGCUCGAGUCCAUUAAUUCGCAUUAUCCACUAGAAACCGACGGCGAGAUGGGCGACGGCAUCGCUGUAGGGUUUGGAAUCGACGCGGGACUGGCUGCAGCCAGGUUCAUGUUCGAUAUCAUCAAAAAGUACUAUCUCGUCAAGGUGUUUCCCGAAUGCGCACGAUCGUUGCAGCUUAUCAAGGACGAAGAAAAUGAAUUUGGGUAUAAAGCCUGCCCACCAACGAUUCUCAGGACCAUCAUUAGCUUCAUCAUCCAGUACUGUCUGGACAGUAAUGAAUUCAACUCUCCUCAAACCUACACCUCCCCGGCAACACCUAUCCUCAAGUCUAUUGUUUACUCAUCCGAAGUCAAUCGGGAAAUCAUGCACGAAAUUGUACGGCAAGGACUGAGUCUGCCACCAGGACACCUGCAAUACAAGGACAUCGUGCGAGGUGCUGUGCAUAUUGUCGGUGUCUGGUGUCUGAGUGGUGAGGAGGAACGUCCUGUAUUUCUACGUAGCUCUUCAAGUAGACCACAAGUUCCCUCUAGUGUAUCGAUUACCUCCCUUGGCAGCCAGGAUUCAGGAACUACACAGCAGAGCGCACCGCAAAACACGGCCAACGAGCCCUACUCUAUGGCCAAUUCAUUCCUUCAGCGAUACUUCCAGCUUCUGACUAACGUCUUUGCUGAAACCUCGGUCGCACUACACGAUCUUGGUUCUAAUUCAUCAUCCGACGCGCUGGGGUCAACCGGAAAUCAGAUGAAGCUGGACUCGGACGCCUUAUAUCAUCUUUACAAGGACAUCAUAGGCCUCUUUAGGGCUAUCAUGGCACGCGGUCAGAUCGAGAUGGACGCAAAGAGUUGGGAGGUUCUAUUAGGAUCGUUGCUCGAAAUCCAGCGCAGGGUCAUGGGCAUGCAUGAGAGACUCUCGACUAUUCUAUCUGCAUCCUCAAUCGACGACCUGACAUCGCUUAUCAUUGAGACCGUUCUGUGCGCUCAUUCGAGAUGCCCGAACGUAGCGGAGGAACAGUGGAUUGCUCUGCGGAAGAUGAUGAUCGACGGUCUUCGCUUUCCUCAGACAGUCACUCAAUGGGCUAAAUGGUCUAUACGGCUGACCCACAUCCUUUCGCAAGAGGUUUUCCAGGUGGAUCUGGAGGCUCAACCAUCUCGACCACCGCAGGCGUCCGCAACACGGCAUAUCCGCAAAAUGUCGGACAAGUUCCGGCAUUCUCGAUUUCUUUCUUCAAAGACUGAGAAUCCGAUGCGCCAUUCGAUCGGCGGAGAAUUGCUGUCAUCCCAAGGAGUUUCCUAUUCGCAUCAGACAUAUCCUCUCUCUGGUUUGAGCUUACAGGAGAGAUCUUCUCGUCGGGCCAAUAGCAUACACUAUGAUCCUGCGAAACAAGUCGGACCAAAUUCUAAUGCGAGUGGAACCCCUAUGUAUGCGCCUACACUUCUGGGGCAUAUGGGAUUCUUACCAGGCCGAGAGGCGGGGCGCGAGAGCCAGCUGAGUAUGAAGGUGGACGUUGGAGAAGUGGAUGAAGAGGAGGCGUACGAUCAUCCCGGGCUACAUGUAUCUGCUUUAACAGAAACACCGGACGCGACGGACGAAAAGCUGUCGCGUGCAUCCUCGCUGUCCUUUCGUGGCCCGGACAGCCUGCAUCUAGACCCGAUCGUGGAGCGACUCUCCUCGCUGUAUGGCAUUUUUGCUGCACCGGAAUUUGUAAAUAUCUCGAUGAAAGCACGUUCACCAGAUAAUGUGUUGUCAAUCUGGAAGAAUAUCGUUUGCUCUGUUGGCAAUCCAAACCAUAUUCAGAUCCCUCUCGUGAAGACCGAGGUGAUGCUUUGCCUUAUCGAUAUCUGGGAUUUACUUAACCAGACAAGGGCUUCGCAAUCCCUCAACACAAAGCUCAUUCCACCGCUGUAUGACUUUGCGCCUUGGUUUUUCGAGGCUGCGAAAAGUAGCAGCGAUGGGGGCGUUGGAUUGCCAGCGAUCUAUGGUGGACUCUGUCGAAUGAUGAACCGUCGUUUCGAUCAGGACUUUGAUCCCGAGUACUAUCAGCUGUUUUAUGAAACCAUCAUGCAGGGGUUGCAAAUUGACGAUGCCAUGAUCGGGCACUCAAUUCUUGCAAACAGCAGCCGACUUUUCACAUUGUCGCUUCCCGGCAGCCAUAUCUUGGUUGUACCUUUCAUGAGUGCAAUUAGACAAAUGCUGCUCAAGGACGGACACUUGAGAGACGGCGUCAACCAUUUUAUCAGGAAGCAGGCUAUUGCCAUUCUGUGCUCCGUCAGCAUGCUGUUUUAUGACUUUGGCCAGAAAGACUCGAUUCAUAUUGCAAACCUCAAAGAGCAAGGGUUUAGUCUAGUAGACUUGUUACCUCACAAGGUCGCAUUUUCGCGGUUGGUUCUAGAUCUCACCUCGGCGGAAGCUAACGUGAAGCCAUUAGGGAAAUUCUGGGACACUCACAGCAUGCUGAUUCAACUUUGUGGAAUGCUUGUUGUCAACGAAUGGCGCUCCAGUUUGGAGACGUGCGAUAUUGGAACGGAAAGCGAGCUUCUGCUUUUGGUGUUGAAUCACUUAUACUGGACAGAGACCAGCAUUGUGCAGAGUGCUGUUGAGGCGAUCACGACGCUUGCAGGCAUGUAUCAAGACCAUGAAGACAGUGGCUGGAUUAUCCUGGAAAUGGUGCUUUCACAUUUAUUGAGCGCCAUGCAGGAGCAUUUAACGCUGUUCCAGAGCGAUCCUCGCCGGGGACACACUAUUGCAUUACUAUAUCGCUGUUUGACGGAGUGGCUGAUAGUGAUCCCUGCCAGCAUCUUUUCAGAGAUCGAACUUUCGAAAUGGGUCUUCGAUGUGAUUGAAAUCGGCCUCUUAUCUGCACCGGAUCCGACUGGAGAGAACGAUCGCAAGCGUGCAUUACAGGCAACAAAGCAGCAACAGCAGCUGCUGCAACAACAGCAACAACAGCAAUUCAACCAGCAGCAACGGCUUGGCGCAGGCAAGAAGAGAGGUCCAAAUUUCAGGCACACAGGCCAAACGAUUCACCAACACCAUCGAGUCAUGAUUAGUACUGGUCCCUUAAUUGACGUCGAAGUAGAGCAGCAGACGGUGAAGGAGGCUGCAGAAACGACUUUAGUUCACCUAGUACACUUUAUGAACAACAUAUCGUCGCCUUAUGAGUCUAAUCAAGCUUUAGUCACAAUGGGUAUGGAUACAGCUGGAUUUAAGGCUGAAGAACAGUCUGCCGUUGGGAUCGACAAGAAGAGCCAUGGACUAGAAAAUCAAAAGGUCUUUGCAUUGAACGACUCUAUCCUCAUCACCCUUGAGGAUGUGUCCACGGCUGCAUCUAUGGGCUUUCAUCAUCGGACUCGAGUCGUCAUCCGUGACGAGACCGGUCGAUAUGCCUGGGAUUCAGAGAUCUUUUACAGGGAGAUGCUCCAAGUGGACGGCGUUGUUCGACCGCGAUCAGUCCAGAGGGCAGGGUCAAGAAUGAGUGAGCGGUUUGGAUCGGGCUCAAGAAGGCGCAAGAAGGAGAUGGCCAGCCAACUUCUCUGGAGAGAAGGAAUCAAAAUCCGAGACGAUGAGGAUCAUGGAAAGGCCAAGAUUGAUCCGUCCUCCGCCGUCACUGCUAAUUCUCCACAGUCCGACCGCUCACUCGGUAUGGAGGCGCUUCUCUGGGACAGGAAUGGAUCAAGAGGCGAUGGCGAUAGGCUGGAUCAAUUGUUGCAUUACGUCAGCGACAGGCAUCCCGACUGCCUCUUCGACGGCAAGACACCUCUCAACCAGCUCAAUAAUGGCCUCGCUUUGUUUACAGGAUCUAAUGGCAAUGGUGGACAUCAUGCCGGAGACCGCGCGUUGAACAACGGUGGCAGCAAUGGAGGUAACAGGAGAUCGACGAUCGAUUUUGAGUUGGACCGACAUGUCCAGGAGGAAAGCUACUAUACUCGAAUUUCUGAUCCUCAAGCCCGUGCCUGGUACGACAAGCUACUGGAGCUGCGAUCGAGUCUUAUUCAAUCGGACGAAGAAGCUGACGAGUAUCACGGCUCAAACACACUCAUGUCUCUGGUCGUCAACUCAACCUGGGGAGGACCCGCACCUGUGUCCACAUCCACCGAUGAUCCGCAGCAGCAGAGGCAAGAAGGAACCGGAGCCACAGAUUCGGCGACAACGCUGGAUUAUGAAGCAUCACUUCAUAGCACGCUUCAUGACCGAGCAAAGCGCUUCUCCGGAAGAGAAAUCCGGCCUAACAAUUUACAACAAGUUGAUGAGGGAGCGGCGAGAUACAGAGGCACUAUCGUCGGGCCUGGUCAAGUUCAACCGGGGAGUGUGUCUUUAAUGGAUGAUCCACAGGACCCAAACGUCAGAAAUCCAGAGAAGGAACUGCUAGGUACAGGCCUUCGUAAGGAGGAUGCCUCUAAUUUGGCCAAGGCGUUCCAACUAGCCCUGCCACCAGAGUCGGAGCGACCCUUGGACAAUUCCCAGCAGAGCCGUCUGUUGUUGAGUCACCUUGGAUUGCUGUGCUUUGACCGAUUUCAGGAACACAACUUCGUACUUUUGAACCCGACGGCAUCGUUGGAAAGGGACCUGAAGAGUCUUGACAAGAAGUCCGGACGCGAAACCUUCAAGGUUGCGCUUUUGUAUGUGGGAGAGGGUCAGGAAGGCGAGCAGGCGAUCAUGCACAAUUCCCAAGGAAGCGCUAUCUACAACCGCUUCGUGCAGGGUCUGGGCUGGGAAGUUGAACUGGUGGACCAUGCUGGAUACAUGGGAGGACUAGAACGCAACGGAUCCAAUGGUCAUUCGGCGAUGUAUUACUGCACCUCGACCUUGGAGGUCAUUUUCCAUGAGGUCGUGCGAAUGCCCACAGAUCCGGAUGACCCGCGUCAGGUCAAGAAGAAACGCCAUAUUGGAAAUGACCACGUUCAUAUUGUCUGGUCUGAGCACUCUCAAGCGUACGAUCGCAAUACCAUCGGAGGCGAUUUUGGAAAUGUGAUUAUCGUCCUUACGCCUGUUCCUGAUCGUCGGUUGGGGAGCAAUGGGGAUGUGCGGGUUCAUCACAGCUCUUGGACUUGUGCCGGGGCUAGAGGCGUUAGACAUGUUCAUUCGGAACUGGUAGCAGUCGAGGUCAUUCGUGAUACGAACCUGCCAGUGUUUGGACCUUUGAUUGAUGGAAUGGUUAUUCCGAUGUCGCAGCUGAGCAGAUUGGUCAGGCAAACUGCCAUACAUGGAGCCAGACUUGCAACAGCCCCACCUCCAUUGCCUCCAACGCCGCCCUCGCUAGGAUUUUCGGGAGCGAUUGCUAGUGGAGCCACUGGCAUUGGGUCUGGCAUAGGCAUUAGCACUCCUAAUAUUGGCGGCAUAGCUGGCGCUACCAGCACUACGACGGCGACUGCUGUCGGCGGCAGCGGUGGCAGCGGACACAGCCAUCGAAUGAGUGGACUUCAUUAUGUUCAACAAUCUACCUCAGGAUCGACUAUCAACUCGGCGAUGCAUGGGUAUCAGUAUCAUCAGUCCAAUCCAACCAUUAAUGUAGGAUCUUCAGCGGCUGGAGGUGGAGCAGGAACAUGGCAAAAUCAGAGCAGUUCCUCUACUGCCGCUGCAGUGGUUGCUGCGGCAUCUUCAUCUGCAACAGGGACGCCGGCGACUCCUACGACGGUAAUAGGAGGGACAGUCACGAGUAUGCUCUUGGGUGCGAGCAUUAACAGUCUGGUGAACGUAGGUAGCGGACCAAAUGCGGCAUCUGUCUCGUCUUUGCUCAGUAAUACGGGUAGUGCAAAUGGAGCGACUGGUACUGUGAGUGCCGCAGGUGGUAAUAGUGCCACAGGAGGAGGAGGAGCAGCAGGAAGCGGGGUAGGGGGAGCCUCUGUUGAUGGCGCUGUUACUUCUACAGCAGCAUCAGGAGGAGCAGGAGCGCCAGGAGGAUCUCUAUCGACAUCAUCAAGCUUGGCAGCGAGUGUGAAUGUACAGCAGCAGAUAUACACGAAUCAGCAACAACAGGGUCAGUAUCAACAUCAACUGCAGCAGCAUCAGCAGCAUGGCCACUCGACAGGACACACUCUGCUCGGCCCACCGCCAUCAUCAUCAAGUGCGACCGUGUCGUCAGCGUUUUCCGCAUCGAUGCUAGCCAUGUCUCAGAAUGUGCACCCGUUCAAGCAGCGAGCCACGACGAUCGAGCAAAUUGCCAGACGCCACAAGUCUGAGAAGUGGACAUUCCAGCAGUUUAUGGAACAUGUCUUUGGAUACUCCAAUGCACACGCACAUCCUCAUCACACUCGCAGCCGCUGA
Molecule: messenger RNA, 8053 nt
Organism: Gamsiella multidivaricata
Lineage: Eukaryota; Fungi; Mortierellomycota; Mortierellomycetes; Mortierellales; Mortierellaceae
Exons: 13
Coding region: 89-8053 (2654 amino acids)
Biological process (GO): regulation of small GTPase mediated signal transduction; positive regulation of GTPase activity
Cellular component (GO): nucleus; cytoplasm
Molecular function (GO): GTPase activator activity
Source: RefSeq, a predicted model, not a curated record